UAAGAAGCUGUUGAUUUCCCUUGCACGCAAUUGCAAUCAAUGGCAUGAUCACCCUUUGUGAGCGAUCGAGGAGAUGUCCAAUGCCGUGGGGAGUCGCAUUGGUGCCGACAUCUUCUCUCCCCUCCAAAGGGGCACUGCAAUCGUGCGGCCCCAUGGGCAGCCUAUUGCUCAAAGGGUCCUUCGUCAUCAACGCCAAUCGCAAGGGCCAGAGUUAUUGAGUUGUGGCGUCACAUCCUUUGUACUUCCCUGUUUAGCUGGCCCUUGUUGGGCUGGGAAGAGAAGUGCUGGAAGCCGACUGAGCAUAGGAGCGAAUCCUGCGGCAACAAGGAAGAUUGGCUAUUCCCAACUUCAUGAUGAAGACGAGGAUGAGGGUCCAGUCACCACCGUCCUGGAUUUCAGCAACACAGAGGAACGCCUUCAAAAAAUCAAGGAUGCGACGCGGACGCCAGUGACUCUCCUCAGCGGGUUUCUAGGAUCAGGCAAGACCUCACUCUUGAAAAAUAUUUUGGAGAACCAGGAAGGUGUAAGGCUGGGAGUCGUGGUCAAUGAUGUCGCGGCGGUCAACAUCGACGCGCAGCUGAUUCAAAAGUACGAACAAAAUGGAACCAUUGAAAUUGCUGAACUUGCAAAUGGCUGUGUUUGCUGCACUGCUUCCGACGACUUGGUGGCAUCAGUACAAGAGCUGGUGAACAGAGCGUACUCAAGGCCUUUCCACCAUGUGGUAAUUGAGCUCAGUGGAGUUGGCGAGCCAGAAGCUAUCAAACGACAUUGGGACAUCGGAGUAGAAGUAGGAAUGCCUGCAACAUUGAUGACAGAAAUCAAACGCACUAUUGCUGUGGUGGAUUCGAGCCUCUUUGGCAACGACUGGAUCGACAGUCGGAAGGCGACGGCAAGAAAUGAAGAAGGAACAACGCAUUCGAGUCUUGAAACUGUGGGCCAGUUACUGGCAAAGCAAGUUGAAAAAGCAGAUCUUUUGCUAAUGAACAAGAUAGACUUGGCCAGCAAAGCUGAACUUGAAACAACAGAGGAGGUUCUUCAUGCACUAAACCCAACGGCCGAGCUCAUUCGCUGUACCUAUGGGAAGGUAAGUCCCAUUGAGCUCCUUCCCGAAAUUCCUCAUGGGCUUCAGUAUCCUGAAUUUGGUAGAGGCAAAAAUUACCGCUGGGCUCAAAAUCCGCAAGUUCUCCAGAUCCGUGUCAAGGUGCCGCCGGAGACGAAAUCCAAAGACAUCAACUUUGACAUCGGAAGGACCUGGCUGCAGAUUUGGGUCAAGGGAGAAAAGGUGCCCCGACUGCAAGGAAAGCUCUUCGGCCGCUUGAAGGGCAUCGAAGAGUGGAUUUGGGAAUUGGAUGGAGAAGGCGAUGAUCGGCACGUUGCCGUCUUCCUAGAGAAGACCCAUGAGGGAUUGUGGGAAGAUCUGUGGGAGAAGCAGCAGCCAAAUGAGCCAGCGAUGGAGCAUGAACCGGUAGCCGCUGCAGAAGCUGCAGCCGAAGUAGGUGAAGCUGGAGCAGCUUUGUGCGCACCCAGUGCUCCACAUGGAUUCCAAGUCCAGCAGCAAUCCUUGAUCUACAGAAGCGCUUCUGCUCGGGGCCACCUUGAAUGCCUGCCUGUGAGGAUAAGGCGAAGAAAAGCUCAAAGCAGAUUUGGAAUUCGCACCUUUACUUACGAGCGACGUCGCCCAUUCAACGCCUCAAGAUUACAGAGGCUCAUUGAAGUGUGGCCUUUGCCAAGACGGGGCAACAAAAAGUUUUGUAUAACAGACCUGCAGUCGAAAGAGACUGAAGCAGAUGAAGAGGUCAGAGCUGCCUUGAAGCCCGUCCUACGCUCCAAAGGCUUCAGCUGGGUCGACUCAGAGCCUUUCCGCGUCAAUGAAUGGUCUCACGCUGGCAGAUCACUGUCAGUGAUACCGCAGGAUUGGUGGUGGUCUGUCCUCAAGCCGGACCAACUCAACUUCCAAAUUUGUUAUCCAGGUGCCAAAGGCAUUUUUGAACGCGCUCGUCGUGAGAAGUGGCAGGAGCCUUGGGGCGACCGACGGCAAGAGAUUGUGUUUAUUGGCGGACCGGACAUGAGCAACGUUCGCAUAAGCAGGGUCCUGGAUGAUUGCUUGGUCACCGACGAUGAGCUCGAAGACUUCAAGCAACGUACCAUGGACACGCACCCACCUGAUACGUACUUUGGUGUUGAAGGCUUGUUGCGACAAAUGGGAGAAGAUCCAGAAACGUUUCGAGGAGGCAGCCCAAAAGAGGAGAAUGGCACAAUAGAUGUUUCCGCGGUGCCUCCAUGAGAACACUCAAAAGAGAACUGCUCGUGUGUGCAAAAGC
Durusdinium trenchii is the source of this 2321-nucleotide messenger RNA. Lineage: Eukaryota; Dinophyceae; Suessiales; Symbiodiniaceae. The record is from the annotation of a GenBank genome assembly.